This is a messenger RNA of Rhagoletis pomonella (apple maggot), 1913 nucleotides long. Its product is annotated as allantoinase, mitochondrial-like. Gene Ontology annotation, biological process: purine nucleobase catabolic process. Lineage: Eukaryota; Metazoa; Arthropoda; Insecta; Diptera; Tephritidae. Bases 707 to 1819 code for a protein of 370 amino acids. Gene Ontology annotation, cellular component: cytoplasm. Gene Ontology annotation, molecular function: allantoinase activity. The transcript is spliced from 5 exons. The record is from RefSeq and is a predicted model, not a curated record.
GAUCUGUUUGAGAUUUACAAUGACAUGAACAGAGCACACUGGGUUAAAAUACAAGGACUUCGCUGGCACGGUCUUGUCGAAAGGAUGGACACAGUAAGCCUUGAAAGUAUUUAACGCGGUACCCGCUGGUAGUAGGAGAGGAGGAGCAUACUCUGCGUUAGAAAACUAGGUUUGGAAGGACUUGGCUUCACUUGGAAUUUCCAAUUGGCGUCAUUUGGCACAGAAGAGACUGGCGUGCUUUAUUGGACACUGUUUAAAUCACUUACUGCGCCAACCAAGAAAUAGAAGCGAAAUAACAGAUUCCUUUAUUCUACUUGUUAGUUUACAAUUCACUUUUUGAAUCAAAUGAUUCAGUUGGAUAAAUUAAAUUUUAUAAAAGUAAUCAAUUCCUUAUCAAAUAAAUAAAAAGCUUUUUUUGCGUUUUCACCUUUCUGAAGCUUUUGCACUUUACACCAAAUUAAAGUGAAAGUUUUGUGAAAAACACUGCUGCCUUUAUUCGCUCAUUCAGUUCUAUUCAGUGAUCGCGUAUGAAAAUACACAACGCGGAAAAUCAUUCUAAAUAUAGAAUCCAAUAAAAAUAAACACUUUCUACAUUUGCAUAUCCAACCAAGUAGAUACUUAUUAACCAACAAUAAAGGCUAACAGUGAUUUCUAUUCCCUAUUAACAAAACAUUUAAAGUGUUUUCUCUAUAAACGAAGUUGUAAAAUGGAUUUACUUUUCCUAAGCAAGCGAAUUUUCCUGGGCACCGAACGGGAAUUCCUCAACGGUGGCAUUAUUGUCGACACGGAGGGCAUCAUACGUAAGAUUUUGCGCACUGCGCAAGAGGUGAAUACCUAUGUAUACAACACGGAAUCGGAAGCGGUCUAUGAUUUUGGCGAUAAAGUGCUUAUGCCGGGUCUGAUAGACGCCAAUGUGAAUAUCAGCGAGCCGGGGCGUAAGGAUUGGGAGGGAUUUAUGGCGGCAACAAAAGCAGCAGCUGCCGGCGGUUUCACCACGAUCAUCGAUAGACCUACUAACACCAUACCGCCCACCACCAGUGUGACGGCGCUAAAAACGAAAACUGGUGUGGCGCGUGGAAAGCUUUACGUGGAUGUCGGAUUUUGGGGUGGCCUAGUACCUGAGAAUGUCAAAGAAGCUGAUCCGUUGCUGGGCGCUGGCGUUAUCGGACUGCAGUGCACACUUUCGCCUACACCGGCACCAGUUGGAGAUGCUUUUCCCGCCAUAAAUCGUAAAGAUCUUGAAGAUGUAAUCGAUAAGCUGGAAGAUGGCACAGUUAUAGCUUUUAGUGCCGAGUUGCCUCUAAAGAAUGCUAUAGAGCCCAAUGAGGAAGAACCCAAAAAAUAUGAGUCCUUCUUGCGCACACGUCCCGAAGAAAUGGAAGUAAAUGCCGUGCAACUGAUCAGUCAAUUGGCCACGGCAAAUAAGGGCAAACAUAUGCAUAUCAUGAACAUAAGCUCCGCCGAAGUGUUGCCCAUUGUGGCGCAAUGCAAACGCGCCGGCGCAAAUCUGACUGCUGAAACUUGCCCCCAUUACCUUGCAUUGUCUUCAGAGCAAAUCGAAGAUUGCCAUACCGAGUUCAAAGCCCAGCCUCCGAUACGCGUCAAGUCAAAUCAGCCCCGGUUAUGGGACGCUCUGAAAGCUGGUUGCUUGGAUAUUAUUGCCUCAAAUCAUUCGCCAGCGACGCCGGGAGUGAAGUGUUUGAAUUACGGACGUGCGCGUGGAAACUUUUUGAAUGCUUGGCCUGGCGUCUCGUCGUUGCAACUGGGUAAGUUUCACGGUCUUAUUAGGAUUCUCGUAGUCGACUCAAUUGUGCGUUGAAAAAUUUAAUUUUAGACCCUAACACCUUAUGUAUAUGGCGUACUGCUAAGUGGGUCUUUGCCUGAGUAUUUACACAAGAACUAACAGCGCUGUA